This is a messenger RNA of Closterium sp. NIES-65, 1824 nucleotides long. The record is from the annotation of a GenBank genome assembly. Lineage: Eukaryota; Viridiplantae; Streptophyta; Zygnematophyceae; Desmidiales; Closteriaceae.
AUGCGGAUUGGUGUCGCACUAAGAUCGGAUGGUGUAGCCACCUUUGGAGAGGGUACGAAAGUGGGCAGCAGCGGCAGGGGAAAUAGGGACAAGGGAGGAAAGCAUGGAGGCAGCGGUAGCAGCAGUGACACCAACUCGGGCAGAUGGGGUCAAGGGAAAGGUAAAGCGGGAGUGCUUGACUUCCCCUGGGGGUCCAAGGGCAUGGCUCCUCGGGGGUUGUGUCGUGGCUGUUGGGAUGAGGGACAUGCAUGGCAGCGAUGUCCUCAUCGACCUAAAGGAGGCAUUCCGGCAUUCUUAAAGCGGGGGGGUCGUGGGUCCAGCGGCAAGGCACAGGUGGCGGAUGAGGAGGAGCAGGAUGACAAGGCAGAGGCAGUGGUUGGAGAGGCAGUUGCAGCAGUGGGAGAGGAGCAGCCGCGAGAGAGGUGGUGGAUUGACAGUGGGGCCAGCCACAACUUUACUCUUUACACGUCAGACUUCAAAAGUAAGCUUCAGCCACCAGAGGUUCAGGGAGUUAGAUUGGGAGAUGGACGGGUGGUGAAAGCUGUUGGCAUGGGUGAGGUGCCAGUGGUUGGUGCUGGAGUGCGCACACCGUCAGUGGGAGGAGCGGUGUAUGUCCUCAGUCUCAUUGACGACUUCACCAGACGAGUUUGUUCGUUCCCCCUCCCCAACAAGGAAUCGGCCACAGUUGCAAAAGUCCUUCGCCAGUGGCAUAAGGACGUGGAGUUGGAGUGUGGGCGGAAGCUGAAGGCUAUUCGCUCGGACAGGGGUGGCGAGUUCUUGGGGGAAGCUGUAAAAGCAUGGAAGGUGGAGUUUGGCACUAAAACUCAGUUGAGCGUCGCUGAUAUACCGCAGCAGAAUGGGGUCGUGGAGAGGUGGCACAGGACGAUGGCAGAGGGGAUUCGCACAUUGUUGGUCGACAGUGGUCUCCCUGCUCGCUUGUGGGGUGAAGCAUUGAUGUGGGUUGUGUGGGUUAAGAACAGGGUCACCCACAGUGCUCUCCCUGCCUCCAUCACACCAAUGGAGGCGUGGUCCGGCCAGAAGCCGCACGUGGGCAUGGCUCGGAUUUGGGGUUGCAUGGGGAGUGUCAUGCUGCAUGGGCAUGAGAAGGGUGGCAAGCUUGAUGCACGGGCUGUCAUGUGUGUCUGUGUUUGGGUGGACAUGGAGAGCAAGGCAGCCCACCCCUCUGCAGCAGCUCAGUGGCACCUCGGUCAUUCAGCGGAGAUCCGCUACACAGGCUACUUCCUCUUCCUCCUCCUCUGGUCAGCGCUCUGUCCCUCUCUAUGGGUGCCCCUACGUCACCAGACCUCCCCACCACCUGUUACGGGUUUGCAGGUGCUUGGUAUCCAGUCUGGUACAGGUGGUGAGGAGGUAGGGGGGGAUGCUGGUGUGGUUGAGGGCAUGCUGUGUUUGGCCAGGGAGGUGGAGGGUGUUGCACUAGCAGGUGUGAGCACCGGUGAUGUCCCACGCACACUCGUUGAGGCCCUGCGUGGCCCUGAGGGCCCUGCGUGGAAGGCAGGCGCUGAGAAGGAGGUGAAUGCAAUGCGCACUAUGGGUGUUAAGGAGGUGCUUGCUCAGAGGUACCAGAUGAAGGAUCUAGGUGAGGUAUCCAUGUACCUUGGUGUGGAGGUUUGCAGGUCGGUCAAGGAUGGGUGGUUGGAGAUUGGUCAGGAGAAGUAUGUUCGUGGUCUCCAGGGAAGGUUUGGUGAUCUGCUGAAGGAGACCCAUAGGGUGCAUACUCCAAUGUCACCCAAUGAUCUCUCUAAGAUCAGGAAUGGUACUUGGUCGACUGAGGAAGGUGCUGCAGCUGAUGUCAAGGUGUACUAG